AGGAUGAUCCGAAGACAUGCCAUCACAAUUUUGAUCCUCUGCAGAGGGGAUAGCACCCCCGCUUCGGUAGCCCGACGACCUGCACUUUACUGUAGAACAGUUCAGCGAGGAUCAAUACCUCACACUCUUGGUCCCUACGCAGACUGAUCCAAGUGGUAACCUACCCGCAUUCUUACCGUUACCAUUUGUUUCCGUCGUAACUUUGACCGCUUUUCAUAAAACACAUCAACAAAACGAAAUGUAAACAAAUCAUCUUUAGAAACUGAAUUCGAUUAUUGAUCAUUUAAUUUUUCAUUCUAAUUAUACAACUGAUCAAUUUUUACUGAGUUCAUUUCUUCAAUCACCAUGGAUCUUUCAACUUUUUCUAAAGAUGAUUUUGAUCCAAAAGAAUGGAUUAACAAAACUUUUCAAUGCCAUGAAGCCAGAGAAAAUAAAGAGGAAUUUGCUACAACAAUUGUUGCCAAAUUACAAUCUUUUAUACAAGAGGUCAACAUUUCCCUUGAAAAAACUGCUGAACAAGUUAAUCAAAAUAUACCUAGAAUUACCAGAGAAAUAGAAAUCAUGCGAAAUGAUGCAAAACAACUAAAGGAGCAAAUGAAUAAUGCUAAAGGAGACGUAAUGAAGGUAGAGCAUGAUGCAUCACAGUCAAUGCAGAUAUUAUUAAAAAUUGAUCACAUCAAGUCUUGUAUGCAAGAGGCCAGUAAAGCACUCAGGGAAGCUGAUAAUUGGACUACUUUAUCAGCUGAUGUUGAAGUUGUAUUUUCUAAUGGAGAUAUUAAUGAAAUUGCAACAAAACUAAUAGGCAUGCAGAACAGUUUGGAAAUAUUAGCUGAUGUUCCAGACUAUCGGGAACGCUGUCUACGACUUGAAAGCUUAAAAGAUAGGUUAGAAGCCAUGAUAAGUCCAAGACUUAUUGCAGCAUUUAAUAGUCAAUCAAUUGCAUUUAACAGUCAAUCAAUUGUGACUGAUGUCAGUUUAAUGUACAUGAAGAUAUUUAAAGAUCUCAAAAGACUAAGCACACUUCAAAGACAUUAUCAUAAUUAUCAAAAAAAUCAAUUGACGCAACAAUGGAAACAAAUUGUGGACUCUGAUCCAGAUGAGACAAUCAUCGAUUGGUUAAAUAAUUUCCAUGAUCUAUUAUUGUCUACUUGGCAUUCACAGAUGACAUGUUGUCAACAGCUAUUGCCAGAUAUGCCAGCAGUUGAGGUAUUGUCUGAAUUAUUUGUCGAUGUGCUAACUAAUUUGGAGCCUUCCCUGUCAUUUUGCAUUGAUGCUGGUAUGAAACUACAAUCAAAUCCACUUCAGUAUUUGAUUGAAUUGAAACAGAUCACUGAUAGAUUAGUCAAAAGCUUAGAAAUCUCCAUUCACGCGAAUGAUUCAAAACUUCUUUGUGAUGCCCAUGUCACACUUCUUGUGAAGACUAUUUAUUCUCCUUAUCGACAACACAUUGAGAAAUAUGAUUACUUAGAAGAACAGCAACUUAUUUCCUCACUAAAAACACUAAAUAUGGAAUCAGAUGAUUUGAGGGACUAUGUUCGGUUACUUGGUGAAUCACUUAGCAAAAUAAAUUGCUUAAUGCAAGAUGCAGAGAAUCGGUGUCAACAACUGACCCAAGGUAGUAGUUAUGUGAGUUUACUGCGAGCCUUAGAAGCAUUUUUAUCUGAGUACUCCAAAAGCUAUAGGGGCCUUGUACGUCUCUUUAAAAGCAAUAUGAAUGUACCAGAAAAAUCUCUGAUAGAUGAUUGGUCACUUUUCCAACAAUCUUUACAAGCCACCCAAACUGUAGGGGAAGCUUUGAUGCAGUUGGAAAACUUUCAACUUCUCUACAUAAGAAACAUUCGUGAAAUUGGACGCAAAUUAGGGUAUUAUUCAGCUGAUGACAAUGCCUCUCUAAAUCUUUUUCAUGCUUAUGAUGACCUUUUGUUAUCUUCCUCAGCUAAAAGAGAACUGCAACAAAUGAUUUCACUAUUGCAAGAAGAAAAAACUGAUCCAAUGAAAAAGUCAUUAUCUCUUUUUAAAAAAUUGUGCAGUGAGAUUGGCUCUUUAAUUCCUGAUUUAGUGCUUAAACAAGCUCAAGUUCAUUUAAAUACAGUUCCUCACAUGAAAAUUUGGAAUGAAGAAACUAUUGGUUCAGUUGUAACUGAUUUGCCACAGUUUAGCUUAUCUCCGCAAGAAUACAUUACUGAGGUUGGCCAGUAUUUGAUGACCAUACCACAACAUAUUGAGCCUUUUAUACUAAGAGAUAAUCCAGCCUUGCAUAUAGCUCUGAAAAAUAGUAAUAUUGCUCAUGUUUCAGAACAAGAUGGUUCCAGCAAUGUGGCUGAUUAUUUAUUAGAAUGCUUAGCUCGAAAAAUUACUGAUUGCUACUGUAAUAACAUAUUGAUGAUAUCUCACAUUACAAAUAAUGCCACCAACCAGUUAGUGACUGAUAUAAGUUAUUUCUGUGAUGUAUUGGAUGACUUGGGGUUAAUUCCAUCAACUAAUUUACAAAAUUUGUUGUCACUUUUAAAAGCUGCACCAGAUAAAUAUGAAUUAGAAGCAAAGAAUAAACCUAUUCAAGUUGUGCGUAAAAUAAGUGCAAUGAGAAAAAACAGAAAUUAAAUAUACUUCUAUUAUUGUUGACACUAUUUUUUAUAUAACUCACCUUGUUAUGGUAUUACUGUGUGUAUAUUUAUCAAAUUCACAAUAAACUGCCUUUUAUAAGUU
Parasteatoda tepidariorum (common house spider) is the source of this 2706-nucleotide messenger RNA. It is a transcript of the gene Cog7, whose product is annotated as conserved oligomeric Golgi complex subunit 7. Gene Ontology annotation, biological process: retrograde vesicle-mediated transport, Golgi to endoplasmic reticulum; intracellular protein transport; Golgi organization. Gene Ontology annotation, cellular component: COG complex. Lineage: Eukaryota; Metazoa; Arthropoda; Arachnida; Araneae; Theridiidae. The record is from RefSeq and is a predicted model, not a curated record.